Messenger RNA from Uncinocarpus reesii 1704, 3579 nucleotides. RefSeq lists its product as uncharacterized. Bases 1 to 3579 code for a protein of 1192 amino acids. Gene Ontology annotation, molecular function: calcium-activated cation channel activity. Lineage: Eukaryota; Fungi; Ascomycota; Eurotiomycetes; Onygenales; Onygenaceae. The record is from RefSeq and is a predicted model, not a curated record. Gene Ontology annotation, cellular component: plasma membrane. The transcript has 3 exons.
AUGGUUGCGAGUCCCUCCGGCACCGCCAGUGUCGGCGCUGCCCUUGACGCCCAGAGCGGAACCGGUCAGAAAGCCAUAGGUAUAUCAAUAUCUACAUUUAUCGCGUCACUAGCUACUGCGAUAAUCGUUUUCGCCGUCGAAUUCCUUCUCUUCCUUAUUCUCAAAGGGAAAUUGAUUCGGAUCUAUCAGCCACGGACCUACCUUGUUCCUGAACGCGAACGCACGAACCCUUCUCCGCCCGGCCUAUUCAGAUGGAUUGGACCUGUGUUCACGACUUCGAACUCCGAGUUCAUUCAAAAAUGCGGCUUGGACGCCUAUUUCUUUUUACGCUACCUACGCAUGCUCCUUAAAAUAUUCAUACCUCUUGCACUACUCAUCCUACCAAUCCUGCUCCCCGUAAACAAAGUUGACGGUAGGGAUAGCAGCCUACUCAAGGGUGCUGCUGGGGCGAGCUACAAUGUCACCGGACUGGACCGGUUGAGCUGGGGAAAUGUGAAGCCUGAAAACACGAACCGCUAUUGGGCUCAUUUGAUACUGGCAGUUAUCGUGGUUGUAUACGUGUGCGCAGUGUUCUUCGACGAGCUGCGGGGCUAUAUUCGUCUCCGACAGGCGUAUCUAACGUCCCCUCAGCAUCGUCUACGCGCCUCUGCUACUACCGUUCUAGUGACGUCCAUUCCGGAAAAGUGGCUCUCCAUCGAAGCAUUGGAUAAUUUGUUCGAUGUCUAUCCCGGAGGCGUUCGAAACAUCUGGUUGAAUCGAAACCUGGAUCAGCUGAGCGAGAAAAUAAAAUUGCGGAACAAAUUGGCCUUGACGCUGGAAUCGGCCGAAACUGAACUGAUCAAGAAAUGCAAAAAGGCACAAAUGAAAAUGGCGAAAAAGGAGGCCAGGAGAUCGGGAAAACGCUCUAAAGAUCAGAUUCAACGUGAAAAGGCAGAAGCGGAUAAACACGCAUCUCGGCUUGUUGAGAGCGCUGGUGUGAGUUCAGGAAACCCACAUGAGGUCGUACAUACUAUUCAAGAGGCAUUGAAUUCCGGCGAUGACAAUGGGUCGCGGGAACGCCAUGGUAUUAUUCCUCGGGUUGGUCAAACAGUUGGUGCUGUGGGAUCUGAAUUCGCAAAAGUUGGACAUACCGUACUUGGAGGCCUGAGAAAAGUUGGACAUAACGUUGAGGAUCGAGUGAAUACCACAGGUGGACUAGCCAUCGAGCAGCCUCAAGCCGCCCCCGAGCCACCAACGGCCAUAAAGACGACGCCAUCAGGGAGACCAACGGGGCAUCGGCAGCCUGGUGAUAGUCCUCUACGCACAUCCUUUGGAGAACUUUACGAAGAUGCUGAAGAGCGGCAAUCCGGCCUUCCCCCGGUUGAUGGAUCUUUUGACGUGCCUCCCUCUCGUUUGUCAAAGUUAUGGAGGAGGAAGUCGGCAGCACCCAUGGACAGUGCCGAUCGCCAUGGAGAUGAGUUUCCGCUUACUGUUUCAAGCCCAGUAACUCCCGUGAUGGCACCUGAUGGCGCAAAUCCCCAAGACAAAAAGGACCAAAAAAAGGAUGAGCACCAAGAAAACGAGGAAUAUCCAGUUGCUUAUAACGAAGCAUACGAGGAAGACGACUAUGGCGAGCCACUUUGGAAGAAGUAUAUCAAAGAGAAACAUCGUGAAACUAUGCGCCUUCCGAUAUUUGGCUGGAGCUGGAUGCCUUCGUUGCCCCUUAUCGGCAAAAAGGUAGACAAGAUAUACCACUGCCGUAAAGAGCUUGCCCGUCUGAAUCUAGAAAUUGAAAUCGACCAACAACACCCAGAGAAAUUUCCCCUCAUGAACUCGGCCUUUGUGCAGUUUAACCACCAAGUUGCUGCACAUAUGGCUUGCCAAUCGGUGGCUCACCACAUUCCUCAGCAAAUGGCUCCUCGGUUAGUCGAGAUCUCCCCUGACGAUGUCAUCUGGGACAACAUGUCGAUCAAAUGGUGGGAAAGAUAUUUGAGGACCUUUGGUGUUAUUGUUAUCGUAUCAGCCAUGGUCGUUGGUUGGGCAUUUCCAGUUGCUUUCACUGGACUGCUUUCCCAGCUUUCGUACCUCGAAGGCAAUUUUGUGUGGCUAAGAUGGCUUUCCAAGCUCCCGCAAUGGCUCCUUUCUGCGAUACAGGGAAUCUUACCCCCGUUGUUCCUGUCGAUUUUAAUGGCUCUCCUCCCGCUCAUACUCCGAUUCCUCUCGAAAAACCAAGGCGUUUCUACCGGCAUGGCGAUUGAACUCACCGUUCAAAACUACUUUUUCGCAUUCCUAUUCGUUCAAUUAUUCCUCGUCGUUUCCAUCUCUUCUGGCUUCUCAACCAUCUUUAAUUCCAUUAAGGAUGUGACAAGCGUACCCGAGCUUCUGGCUACCAACAUUCCAAAGGCUAGCAACUACUUUUUCUCGUACAUGGUUCUCCAGGCUAUGUCAGUCAGUGCUGGUGCUCUGGUCCAAAUUUUUAGCUUAGUGAGCUGGUUUAUACUCGCGCCUAUCUUUGAUAACACUGCGAGAAUGAAGUGGGCGAGAACAACAAAUCUUAACCAGAUGCAAUGGGGGACAUUCUUCCCGGUAUACACCACCCUCGCGUCGAUCGGGCUGAUUUAUUGCAUCAUAUCACCGCUUAUCAUGGUCUUCAACGUGCUCACCUUCACCUUGUUUUGGGUGGUAUAUCGGUAUAAUACCCUUUAUGUAACAAAAUUCCGGUUCGAUACCGGCGGGUUACUAUUCCCCAAAGCUAUAAAUCAACUUUUCACCGGAGUAUACGUCAUGGAGGUCUGUCUCAUAGGCAUGUUCUUCCUUGUCCGUGACCAGAACGGAGACGUUGCUUGCGAAGGUCAAGCAAUAUGCAUGAUAAUCCUACUUUUUGCUACGAUUCUCUUCCAAUUUCUUCUAAAUCAAGCCUUCCGCCCAUUGUUCCGAUAUCUGCCGAUAACACUGGAGGACGAAGCCAGUCGUCGAGAUGAGGAGUUUGCACGGGCCCAGAGGCGCAGACUCGGGCUAGAAGAUGAAGAAGACGAGCAGGACGUGGACAACGUUGAUGACAAAAGAGGCGAACGAGAGAAUGAAAUUGAAUUGAACCGUAUCAGUGGCAAGAAAACUCAGAAGAACGCACUCAGUCGCCUAAUUCCGGGGAAAGCCAAUGCGAGACGUCGAUCCUGGGCAGACCCAUCACGGAAACGGAGGUCCGCGUAUUUUGGGGGCAGAUCAGAUCCGAACAUGCCUACCAUUCGGCGCAUGCGCGAAAAACUAGCCAAAGAUGCAGAGGCUCAAGCCCCAGCGACCAACGCGAUCAGCCACGCCCUAUUUUCCGGAAUCCACGAUGAGCUGGAAGAUCUCACCCCUGACGAACGUGACCAGCUUGUCCAACGCGCUUUCCAACACGAGGCGAUUCGUACGAAAAGGCCCGUUGUCUGGAUUCCACGAGAUGAUUUGGGUGUCAGCGAUGACGAAGUGUUCCGCACGCAGCGGUUCAGCAAACACAUCUGGAUCAGUAAUGAGUAUCAGGCGCUAGAUGGACGAUGCCGUGCUAUCUUUAGUCGGAGUCCCCCAGAUUUUUCGGAAAUCGAUCUCAUUCAGCUUUGA